This is a messenger RNA of Baudoinia panamericana UAMH 10762, 672 nucleotides long. RefSeq lists its product as uncharacterized. The transcript has a single exon. The record is from RefSeq and is a predicted model, not a curated record. The coding region runs from base 1 to 672 and encodes 223 amino acids. Lineage: Eukaryota; Fungi; Ascomycota; Dothideomycetes; Mycosphaerellales; Teratosphaeriaceae.
AUGUGUUCCAAACCUGGUCUUCAAACACGCAGCGAUACAGGUGCAACUGCUCCACCGGUUGCCACUAGUAACACCGAAUAUGGAUCCAAAAUGAUGCCGACUAGUUCGACCACACUGCAACGGCCAAGCUUGAUACGCUCAGCGACUACGACAGCGGCCUAUCGGACUUCGACCACGGUAGCUGAAGCAGUGCCCAUCCUGGCCAGGCCGGUCACUAGCCGCGCUGCAAGCCUCGCUAACAACGCCAGUGCUUUGGAAGGAGUAGGCAAGAAUAUCACUAACGCAACAACAAAGCCAUCCCUCUUCCGGCGAGCAACGGACGCACUCGAUCUAGAUCCGGCCAAGUCAUACACCAUCCGUCAUGCACCGCCACUCCCUACUUACUGGACCGACCAUGCCCACGAAAAGCGUCUGCUCGCCACCUGGGACGUUGUACGUGCAGAAGCAGCUGCAGCAAGACUGUCAGUGUCUGGCCAGCUGCUUCACGUGGAGCGAGCAAUGCGGCUCGAUUGCGCUGAGCUUGCAGAGGGCAGCCGACCACUAAGUAGAGAAUGGAUCGAGUACGUGCUUGGCGUCAACCUGCGGCCGCCAUUCUGUUCAUGGCCAGGUAUGGGACGGUUCGAGCUGUUGGCCGCAAGUGGUGGGGCGAGAGCGAAUUGGGGUCCGUGGUGA